Parathielavia appendiculata is the source of this 2380-nucleotide messenger RNA. Its product is annotated as DEAD-domain-containing protein. The record is from RefSeq and is a predicted model, not a curated record. NCBI's taxonomy places the organism in Eukaryota, Fungi, Ascomycota, Sordariomycetes, Sordariales, Chaetomiaceae. The transcript has a single exon. The coding region runs from base 66 to 2207 and encodes 713 amino acids. Gene Ontology annotation, molecular function: RNA helicase activity; ATP binding; nucleic acid binding.
GUUCAACUUUCAAACCCGAAAUUACCAUCCUUUUCCACACACCGUCCAUCGUUUCCUGCUGCGCCAUGAUUGAGAGACGCCUGCCACCCGACCUGCCCGCCUUGCUGCGUCAGCGAGAGGCCGAAAAAGCCGCGGCCGCCAAGCCCAGGUUUAUUCCCAAGAAGGAGCGCGAGCGCCGUGCAGCAGAGAAGGCCGCCAAAGAAGAGGAGGAACGUAAGCGGCGAGAGGAAGCCUUGGUAUCCUCAAGGAGGUCAUCAGCAAAUGGCACAGACGGCACAAACGGCGCGAACGGCACGAACGGAACAAAUGGGCACUCCAACGCAAGGUCAACACCCUACGGCAUACCAACGGGUCCCAAGGCCAUGCGCCACCCUGAUGGCGGCGACCACGGACACAGUGGAAAGCGCCGCCGGAAUGAUGAGGAAGAGAAGCGGGCCGAGAUGGAGCGGCGCGAUGCGGACGAGUUGCGCGCGAAGUAUAUGGGUCCCGAAGUCAACCAGUCCACCUUCUCAGCGAAGAAGAAGCGGAGGAGGACCGCGGCGAAUAAAUUCAAUUUUGACUGGGACCCCGAUGACGACACCAGCCGGCCGUUUGACCCAAUAUAUGCAGAGCGUCUAGACCCGGCCUUCAGACUCGCAGGAUACGACAAUACGGACGAGCUGGUACUGAGGAAGGCGGAGGCUAUCCGGCGCGGCGACCCCGAGACUGGAGAGGAGCGCGCGAGGAAGUUGCUGGAGCAACACGAGCGCGCCAAGCAAGCAACACAGCGCAAGACUUUGGGCAAGCACUGGUCGGAGAAGAAUCUGGAGGAGAUGAAGGAGCGCGACUGGCGCAUCUUCAAGGAGAACUUUGGCAUCGCCACCAAAGGCGGCGCGAUUCCGGAUCCGAUGCGCAGCUGGGAGGAGUCAAAGCUGCCGCGACGGUUGCUCGAGAUUGUUCACAAGGUUGGCUACGAAGAGCCAACGCCGAUCCAGAGGGCGGCCAUACCGAUUGCAUUACAGGCGCGAGACUUGAUCGGUGUCGCCGUCACCGGCUCCGGCAAAACGGCAGCCUUCCUGUUACCACUGCUGGUGUACAUCUCGGAACUGCCGCCUCUCACAGAAUAUAACAAGAACGAUGGCCCGUAUGCCCUCAUUCUCGCGCCGACCAGAGAACUGGUGCAGCAAAUCGAGACCGAAGCCAGGAAAUUCGCUGGGCCCCUGGGUUUUACGGUUGUCAGUAUCGUCGGCGGUCAUUCAUUGGAGGAGCAAGCGUUCGCGCUCAGGAAUGGUGCCGAGAUUAUUGUUGCAACGCCCGGUCGUCUAGUGGACUGCCUUGAGAGGCGCCUGCUCGUGUUCUCUCAGUGCUGCUAUAUCAUCAUGGACGAAGCAGACCGUAUGAUUGACCAGGGUUUUGAGGAGCCCCUUACCAAAAUUCUCGACGCACUUCCGGUAACCAACGAGAAGCCCGACACAGAAGAGGCCGAGAACCCACAGCUCAUGAGCCGCUAUCUGGGUGGCAAAGACCGGUACCGGCAGACAAUGAUGUACACAGCGACAAUGCCGCCGCUGGUCGAAAAGAUUGCCAAGAAGUACCUCCGGCGACCGGCCAUUGUGACCAUCGGCAACGCCGGCGAGGCUGUCGACACGGUGGAGCAGCGCGUAGAGUUCAUCUCUGGCGAGGACAAGAGGAAACGACGACUGCAAGAGAUUCUCAAUUCGGGCCAGUUCAAGCCGCCCAUCAUUGUCUUUGUCAACAUUAAACGCAACUGCGAGAUGGUGGCCAAGGACAUCAAAUCAUGGGGCUACUCGACCGUCACGCUGCACGGCAGCAAGACGCAGGAGCAGCGUGAGGCAUCGCUGCUGUCGGUACGCAACGGCCAGUCGAGCGUCCUUGUGGCCACAGAUCUGGCGGGGCGUGGUAUCGAUGUGCCGGAUGUUUCGUUGGUCGUCAACUUCAACAUGCCGUCGAGCAUCGAGGCGUAUACCCACCGUAUCGGUCGUACAGGUCGUGCGGGCAAGAGCGGUGUGGCGAUUACAUUCUUGGGCCCUGAGGACAACGACGUCCUGUAUGACUUGAGACAGAUCAUUUCGAAAUCUUCGAUAUCCAAGGUGCCGGAGGAGCUGAGGAGGCACGAGGCCGCACAGUCCAAGCCGACUAGGGGCGGAGGCGCGAAGAAGCUGGACGAUAGCGGAGGGUUUGCUGGGAAGGGCGGGUCGUGGCAGUGAGCGUCUGCAGAAGCCGAGCUAUCAUUACAGUGUAACAGUAUUCGAACAAACACCGCCUCUGCGCCUUGAAUUCGUGUGUGUGUGUGUGUGUGCCACUACCGUAUCAAUCACUCAGAGUGGUGAGGGAGCCCAUGGCGCAAACUGGCACCAUUCGUUCGAGUUACCUUGGUUGG